Messenger RNA from Stegostoma tigrinum, 4109 nucleotides. It is a transcript of the gene amt, whose product is annotated as aminomethyltransferase. The coding region runs from base 39 to 1259 and encodes 406 amino acids. Gene Ontology annotation, molecular function: aminomethyltransferase activity; protein binding. The record is from RefSeq and is a predicted model, not a curated record. The transcript is spliced from 9 exons. NCBI's taxonomy places the organism in Eukaryota, Metazoa, Chordata, Chondrichthyes, Orectolobiformes, Stegostomatidae. Gene Ontology annotation, cellular component: mitochondrion. Gene Ontology annotation, biological process: glycine catabolic process.
ACAGCGGCGGCAGUACGAGUGCAGGCGUGGUGUCUGAGAUGCUGGUGGCUGGAGCUCGACUCGGAGUCCGGCUCCGACUGCAGCCGGAGGCCGCCAGACGGCUACGUCGCAAUUACAGCCAGGACCAUGGCAGCAGGGAAUCCCUCAAGAAGACAGUGCUGUAUGAAUUCCAUCGGAAUAAUGGAGCUCGAAUGGUGGAGUUUGCUGGGUGGAGUAUGCCUGUACAGUACAAGGACAGUCACAUCAGCUCUCACUUGCAUACCCGCCAGCACUGCUCUUUAUUUGAUGUAUCCCACAUGUUGCAGAGCAAGGUGAUGGGGAAGGAUCGAGUGAAAUUCAUGGAAAGUUUGGUCGUUGGAGAUAUUGCUGAGCUGAAGGACAACCAGGGUACACUGUCGCUCUUCACCAAUGAAAAAGGAGGGAUAAAGGAUGAUCUGAUAGUGACUCGGACUUCAGAUGGAUAUCUGUAUAUCGUAUCGAAUGCGGGCUGUGCUGACAAGGACUCUGCCCACAUGAAGGAGAAGCUGGCCGAGUUCAAAGCCGCCGGGAAUGAUGCUGACCUGGAGUUUCUGGAGGCGGGAUUGAUAGCUCUGCAAGGUCCAUCUGCAGCAAGCGUGCUGCAGGAGGGUGUGUCUGAUGAUCUUCAGAAACUGCCAUUCAUGUGGAGUGCCAUGAUGACUGUAUUUGGGGUGCCAGGCUGCAGAGUAACUCGUUGUGGCUACACUGGAGAGGAUGGGGUGGAGAUCUCAGUCCCUAUUGAGCGCACAGUGGAGCUGGCAGAGUCGCUGUUGAAGAACAGUGAGGUGAAACUUGCUGGCCUUGGGUCGAGGGAUAGCUUACGCCUGGAGGCUGGGCUUUGUCUGUAUGGAAAUGACAUUGAUGAGAACACCACUCCAGUGGAAGCAACACUUUUAUGGACCAUAGGAAAGCAGCGGAGAGCUGCUGCAGACUUUCCUGGAGCUGAGAUCAUCCUGAGACAGAUCAAAGAGAAAACUAAACGGAAACGAGUGGGUCUGACAUCGGCCGGGCCCCCAGUCAGGCAGCACACACCAAUUUUGAACCUUGAUGGAAAAGUCAUUGGGGAGGUAACGAGUGGAUGCCCCUCUCCCUGUCUGAAACAGAACGUUGCCAUGGGAUAUGUGGAGACAGAGUACAGCAAGCCAGGCACUCCAUUAAAGGUGGAGGUUCGGAAGAAGAUUGUGGAUGCUACUGUCUCCAAGAUGCCUUUUGUACCGUCUAAAUACUACACUGUGAAGUGACUGUCUCAUUUUCAGAUUGAGUGUAAAGCAUACUUUGAAGAGGAUGACUAGAUUUAAUUAGGAAUUUUUAAAUAUUUUUGUGGUUUUGUUUACAAAGGUUAGCUGUUGGCUUGUUCUGACCUCCUGUACUGCUGCAAUAGGACAUUGUGUGUGUUUUCAGAGGGAUGGACAAAAUUGCACUGGAUGAAGAACACUGGGAAAUCGUGUUUAUUUCUAUCUCCAUUUGAGCCUUGCUCCACCCAGCUGAUCAGCAUUCUGAUGCUCUCUGACGAAGGGUCUAGGCCCGAAGCAUCAGCUUUUGUGCUCCUGAGAUGCUGCUUGGCCUGCUGUGUUCAUCCAGCUCCACACUUUGUUAUCUUGGAUUCUCCAGCAUCUGCAGUUCCCAAUCUCUCUGAUCAGCAUUCAUCUUCCUUUGUGAAUCUAUGCCAGAGUCUGAGAGCAAGACCAAUGGAUAGUCAACAAACACUGCUAGUGGAUCAACAGCCAUCCCUUUGCGAUCGCAGAGACAUGCCAGGUGAAAAUUAAACCAGCUAAAAUCCUAACCAGCAGUUCAGCUGCAGAGUCCUGCGUAGCUGACAGCACACUGGAUUUUAUUUUUUGGAUCUUUCCAAGGACAGUAAAGCAGAAUUGAGAGUGUACAAAGGGCUCAAGUUGUGGGUAGGAUUCUUCAUCCAGACCUUUAAUUCAUGGGGCCAUGUGGGGGUCUGGCUUUUGGUUUUGCACUUCCUCCUUGACCACACGUGGCACGAUGGCUCAAUGGUUAGCCCUGCUGCCUCACAACACCAGGGACUGAGCUUUGAUUCCACCACCUGGUAACUGUGUAUAUGAAGUUUGCACAUCCUCCCCAUGUCUGUGUGGGUUUCCUCCAGGUGCCCCAGUUGUCUCCCACAGUCCAAAGAAGUGCAGGUGAGGUGGAUUAGCCAUGGGAAAUGCAGAGUUACAGCGAUAGGGUAGACAGGAGUGGGUCUGGGUGGGAUGCUUUUCAAAGGGUCAGGAUGGGUUCAAUGGGCUGAAUGACCUGCUCCCAUAAUAUAGGAAUUCUAUGCUGCCUUCUGAGUUCUGACCUCAGCACCUUGCACACUUGGCUAUUUAAUGUGCACUGUGGGAUGGUGAAAAUUCAAGGGACAUUUUGAGCAGAGACAAUACCACGAUGCCACUCAGUCCUCUGUACCAGCGAGUAGCAAGUAACAGCCAUUCGCCAGUUGCCCCUGUCUCUCUGUCCUUCCCUACACCAUCCUGAGUUUGAGCCUAACAGUUGCCCUGCUGACCCUGAUUCACUACAAACAAGGAGUCCAUGGGGCUCAGUGGGAACUGGUUGUACUACAAACUGAGCCCUUGCAGAAGACCAUCAGGCUGCAAUCUCUGAUGGCACCUCAUCACCCCCUGCAGCAGCUGCUCCUCAGUAGGAUUUGAGAGUGACAAUGAAGUGACUUCCAGUCUUCGUCUAACAGUCUCAAGAAAAUUUUUAAUCCACCUGUUCAGAGAUGCUAUUACACACCUCUAGAGCAGGUGGGACAUGUACCUGGACUUCCUGGUCUGUAGAUAGGAUCACUAGCACUGCAUCAUAAGAGCCCCUACCAACAAUCUCAACACAAUGAGAAGUCAUUGUCACUAGCUGUGCCUGUGGGAGCAGGGAUGAUUACCUUUAUUUCUGAAAACUAACCUUUGUGGACAAAGCUUAGAUACUGCAGCUAUAAAUCAAUGUGGAAUGCUUACUAAUGAAACUAAUUAUAAUUUAAUCACUAAAAAGGGUGCUAAUGACACUACACCAACUAUCAACGUUGCCAAAUAUUUGCUGCAAUAACUGAAUAAUGAGCCAUUUUCUAGUUGGGUGUUAUUGAAACAGAUAUGUGAUGAUGAUGGCUAAUUUCAUACCUACAGCUUAUGUAAUGAAUAAUGUGUUUACAAACUGUAGUUGGAGGUGGCCUGAUCUCAGUACAGAAAACAAGGUGUAGAGCUGGAUGAACACAGCAGGCCAAGCAGCAUCAGAGAAGCAGGAAGGCUGAUGUUUCGGGCCUAGAUGGUCCUUCAGAAGUGAAGAAAUGGGACUAGGACAGAAACAUCAGCCUUCCUGGUCCUCUGAUACUGCUUGGCCUGCUGUGUUCAUCCAACUCUACACCUUGUUACCUCAGAUUCUCCAGCAUCUGCAGUUCCUACUAUCCCUUGAGUAAAUGCUGCUUCUUUUUAAGUUUCAGGAAAUACAGCAGUAAACUAACAAAAUAUAGUAACGGGUAUUGAGUGGAGAAGGACUGUCUUAAACUUGUCUGAAAAAGAUACCCUCCGUGUUUGACUAACCAGCCUCAUCUCCUUCACUACCUCAGCCUUUCCCAGAACCUCCCUCCUCACUUAAUUUGACGACCUAAAUUCCAAACACCCUGCUUUCCUCAGGCUCCUUCCCUCCAAGUUUCCCCCUUCCCCUCAAGCAACUGUCAUCCAGAAUCCUCACGUUUUUUUACAAAUUCCUUGCUCCUCGGCCUUCUUCCCUCCAAACUCCUUGCUUUUCUCAGUCUCAUUCUCUCAAGUUCCCCAUUUCCCUUAGGCACCUUCACUUCACGCUUCUCACUUGCUUCGGGCACUUUCCCUCCAAAUUCCUUGCCUUCCUUCACCUUACUUCCCCUUCUGAUCUGGAGACUUUAAAACGUAAACCUCAACAUCACUGGGACACACGUUCCUGAUUCGUCUCCUUUCCCUGCUCCUUCCAGCCACGAUCAUAUCAUGAGCUUCGGGCAUACAAUUCUCCAUUUCAAAAAUCGUACUUUGCAACACUAUAUUUGAUGGAUGCUAUUUGAUAAUUGCUCUAUUGGUAUUAAGCCAAGCAUCUGACAUAUUUUAAUUAAAGUAUUUGUUUAA